Molecule: messenger RNA, 714 nt
Organism: Drosophila elegans
Lineage: Eukaryota; Metazoa; Arthropoda; Insecta; Diptera; Drosophilidae
Gene: ND-ASHI
Product: NADH dehydrogenase [ubiquinone] 1 beta subcomplex subunit 8, mitochondrial
Exons: 3
Coding region: 92-619 (175 amino acids)
Cellular component (GO): mitochondrion
Source: RefSeq, a predicted model, not a curated record
UACAUAUCGAGUCAGGGCCAUCUGCAGGCAAACAGCUGUUUGCCUUUGGAAAUUAAAUUGCAAACUUUUUUUUGGAAGCGAGGAGCCUGCAAUGUCGGCAUUUGUGAAAUCCGUGUGCUUGGCCCAAAAGCUAUGCGCCGCCAAUCCCGCCGUGGUUCGCCAGGCGGUGCGCAGCAUGGCUGGCUGGAACAAGGACUACAAGCCGGCACCCUUUCCACAAACGGAGAAGGAGCGUCUGGCGGCGGCCAAGAAGUAUUACCUUCUGCCGGAGGAGUACAAACCAUAUGCGGAUGAUGGCCUGGGCUACGGAGACUAUCCCAAAGUGGGCGGCGGACUGGGCGUGGAGGCCAAGGACAACUACUAUCCCUGGGACUAUCCGGAGCACAAGCGUAAUCACCACGAGCCCAUCUCGGCGGAUCACGAUCUGUACAGUGAGGAUCGCUGGUCGCAGGCAGAACCGCCACGCUACAAGAACUCGUACUACUUCAUUGUCUUCCUGAGCGUCAUGUCCGGCUGCCUGGCCCUAUACUACUGGCUGGAGGACAAGAAGAUGUACCGCCCCGUGGCCGCCAAGCAAUAUCCUGCCGAAGGCGUCAAGCACUACACCUUCGAGAAGUAGGAAAGCAUCCUCAACUCGAUCGCUCUGCGGGCCUCGUUUUUAUUUCAUAGGCAAUUUAUCAACGCAUCUGUACAAUUAAAAUGAAAAGAAACCAA